AUGGGCGAGUUCUACAUCUCAGUGCUCCCCAGCUGCGAGAUGGGACUGAAAGCUGAGCUGCACUCUCCGCGCAGAGACGGCACCGUCCCAACCCAGCUGGGCUCCCUGCCCUGUUGCCGCCUCCUCCAUGCAUUCCCAAAGCCCUCGCCCCUUCCCUGCGGGGACAACGAUCCGGAGCGGCACUUAACAUACCGUCUUUUCUGGUCUCUUCCAGGUGUGCGGUCAAGGGGGCUGGAGCCGCGGAACCGCGUCACUGCUGUGCUUGGCAAAGAUGUGGUCCUGCCCUGCUCCUACCAGGCUGCGGAGGGCGGGACGGUGCUCCAGGUGACGUGGCUGAAGCGCGGGGACGACGGGCAGGGCGCGGAGCUCGCGGUGCUGAAUUUGGAGCACGGGACCCACGUCCAGGACCCCUACGCAGGGCGAGUGUCGCGGCAGUCGCAAGGGUCCCUGAACGACGGCUCCAUCGUGUUGAAGAACGCUGUGCAGGCCGACGAGGGCACCUACGAAUGCCACCUCAUCACCUUCCCGCUGGGCAAUUUUGAAUCCAGCCUCACCCUCAAGGUCCUAGUGCCCCCAUUGCCGACCUUGAACCUGGGCCCCCCACUGGAGGAAGGUCAGGGCCGAACUCUGGCCGCCUCGUGCACCGCGGAGGGGAACCCCAUCCCCACGGUGACCUGGGAGACGGAGGUGCGUGGCGAAGCCAAGAGCCAGGAGUCCUCGCACCCCCGCUCGGCAUCCGUCACCAGCGAAUUCUACGUGGUGCCCGGGCGGAGCAUGCACGGCAAGGCCCUGACCUGCGUCGUCUCCCACCCGGGGCUCCAGCACAAAAAGAGGAUCACGCACACGCUCAACGUGGCAUAUCUAUCAGAUGCCUCAGUCCUGGGUCACGAGGCAGAGGACGACUGGGCCGAAGGAAAGGAAGGGGCGUCCCUCAAGUGCCUUGGAGAUGGGAACCCGCCGCCAACGUACAACUGGACUCGGCUCGACGAUCCUCUCCCCAGCGGCGUGAAGGUCAGGGGAGACACCUUGCUCUUCCAGAAACCCCUCGGCUUGGAGGACAGCGGCGUCUACAUUUGCCACGUGGCCAACAGCUUUGCGAGCAAGGAGGUCAAGGCCACCGUCAACAUAAAAGGGAACCCCACCAAGCAGGUGGACGUGGUCUCCGUCUCCAUGAUCGGGGCAGGCCUCAUUUCCGUUGUGCUGCUGGGCCUCCUCGUCGUGGUCGUCGUCCUCAUGACCUGCUACCACAAGCGGAAAACCAAGCGCAUCACGGAGAAAUACGAAGAGGAGCUGACCCUGACGCGGGAGAACUCGAUCCGGCGCCUGCAUUCGAGCCACAGUACGGACACCCGGAACCAGACUGAAGAAAACCUUCCCCUGAGGUCCGAGAGCCGGCAGGGCAGCUUCCGCGGCGACAGCCUGUGCCGGGAAAGCCUGCGAGCGGACAGCUUGUGCCGGGAGAGCCGGCAGGGCAGUUUCCGGGCAGACAGCCUGCGCGAAACCAGCCUCUGCUCCAUCCUGGGCGAGGAGGCGGAGGGACGGAGCUACUCCACCUUGUCGACAGUCCGGGAAAUCGAGACCCAGACGGAGCUGCUGCCUCCACCCCCGACUCUGGUCCAGGAGAACCGGACAGAGAAGGAGAAAGAGGAGAAGGAGAAGGAAGAGGAGGAGGAGCAGCGGGACGGCGAGAACAACAUCAAGCAGGCCAUGACCCACUUCGUCCAAGAGAACGGCACGCUCCGGGCCAAGCCCACCACCAACGGCAUUUACAUCAAUGGCCGGGGACACCUGGUGUGACGCUUCCCCCGCCACGGAAGGCCAGGACCCAAAAAAGCACUGAACCCUCUGCUCCGUUGCCUGCUGGCGCUUCCUCUUGGGGAGGGAGCAAGCAGGCCUUGAGACGGAGGCCGCGUCCUUCUGAGCCACUUGCCCGCCUGGCUGCAACGCAGUUGCCUUUGGAUCUCCCCGGGGAGGCCCGAGCACCCCUUCCUCCUUCCUCGGAAAAGCCUCCGAACUUUGCCCAAGGGCAGGAGAACGAGCGUCUCCUCCUGCUCUGCCCACCGGAGGAGGAAGUCAGCUUGUCCUUCAGUGGGAUGGAUCCCUGGGGAAACGCCACAACCUGUCCUGGAACGGGGAAGCCCUUGAUCUGACUUUG
Molecule: messenger RNA, 2155 nt
Organism: Elgaria multicarinata webbii
Lineage: Eukaryota; Metazoa; Chordata; Lepidosauria; Squamata; Anguidae
Gene: NECTIN4
Product: nectin cell adhesion molecule 4
Exons: 10
Coding region: 1-1797 (598 amino acids)
Biological process (GO): heterophilic cell-cell adhesion; homophilic cell-cell adhesion
Cellular component (GO): adherens junction
Source: RefSeq, a predicted model, not a curated record